Molecule: messenger RNA, 2460 nt
Organism: Aphanomyces invadans
Lineage: Eukaryota; Oomycota; Saprolegniomycetes; Saprolegniales; Verrucalvaceae
Exons: 5
Coding region: 80-2440 (786 amino acids)
Molecular function (GO): metal ion binding
Source: RefSeq, a predicted model, not a curated record
CCGUCGACGGAGACCGACCUGUAGCUUGCCCACCGACGGUGAGUGCCCUUGACGACAACCCUCGUGAGUCUCAACAACGAUGCAGAAGGCCUCCCCACUCGGCACCAUUCAGUUCAUGGCGAAGCAACGCAAGUCCACAACGACACCGGUGCACGAUGACAAGGAGGACUCUGUGCAGCCGAUGGCGGUACUACCUCCGACCAAGACCGGUUUGUUCAAAUCCAAGAUUCGCCUACCUUUCCAACGCGACAGAAUUGACAGCACAGUCUCUGACGCGCGCAUUUCCGAUGCAAGCGACGAUACGUCGGACGAAAAGGAGAAGCCGACACCAGCUCGUGGCAAGAAAACUCCACCGAAACCAACAGGGACGAGCGAAUGCCACAUGUGUCGGACACAUUUGGGACUUCGGCGGUACAAACACCAUUGCCGAAAUUGUGGCAAUUCCGUAUGCAGUUCCCACAGCAAGAACCAACUGCCACUGCCGCAGUUUGGUAUAUUGCGUGCCGUCCGUGUGUGCGAUCGGUGUACGAAGGAGGUCCUCCAGCAGCGUGUUGGUAUCAAGCGAGGCACCUCGUUGUUUCAAGAAAACGAGUCCACGACAAACGACUCAUCCAUUGGAGGCGUCCUCUACAGCGGUAUGGUCGAGGAGCAGGACGCCACGAUGGACAGUGUGCUGUACCUUGGGUCUCUGAAAAUGACCGGGCGGUCGCUUGCCAGCCGCAACAUGAACACAAACGUCGCGAUUUGGAAAGACCGGAUGCUGGUCAUCACGCCCGCCGAAAUUCUGUGCUUCAAGCACUACGCCGACACUGGGCUCGGGGAAGUGCGGACCACGGUGCACAUGACGGACAUCCUGCAUGUUUUCAUCAAUGAAAAGUACCCGACCAUCUUGACCACAGUGCGCGCAGACGGCCGAAUCUUCCGAAUUCGAGCCAAGGACAAAGACCAGUGUCAUGCCAUCCACAACAUCUUGGUGCAUACCAUGCAGCUUUUCCAGGAUGCGCUGUACAAACUCCAGCGCGGUGUGAGACCAGAGGACUUUUCUGUCACGUCCGUGACCGCUCAGCACGCUCCGACGUUGCCCGAGCAAGUCGUGAUGGCGUUUCCCCAGUUUGGCGACGUCAUGGCGGUCAAACUCUUUCCGUCGACCGUCGUCCGUGUGUAUGUGACAGGUCCCAUCGCGUCGGGGGUUGCUGCCUACACGUAUGACAUGCUGACAAAGAAUUGCUUUCAGCAACCCCUGUCGAGUCAUGAGGUUGUGCGGCAGUACUGCGAGAUGCCACAUUCGGUGGAAGACCCCCAAGGCCUCGAUGUGCAUGUCACGUCUGGUGAAUCGCACUCGAAGGUAAAGGUGGACUGGAUUGGGGGGAGCAUGGUCCUCGUGGUGGGUCUCGUGGGGCCCGUGGUUUUGCCAUUGAUGGUCGCAUCUUGUGUGUUGCUGCUGUCCAUGGCCAUUCUCGCCCCGACCACGAUUGAAUGGAUGACGCAUGUGGCCGUGAUGUGGGCGACUCGAAGCUGGUCCAGCGGGUUUGCCACCCACCGCGUCAUAAGUUGCAAGCAAGUGUCACUGGGGCCUAAGUGCGGCGCCGGUGGAAGCGCUGAGGAAGAAGACACCCCCGACAACGACUUGUUCCGGCGGUUUGUGGAAGGCGCGUCCGGGGACGUUGAGCUCGCCAAGAGGAAGUAUUUCUUCAUGAUGAACUGGCGCAAGGCGGAAGACAUCGAUAACAUUUUGGCAAAGCCCCACGAGAACUUUGCCACGUUCAAAGAGUGCACGGUGAGUUACAUCCACAAGCGCGACAAGUGUGGUCGCAUGGUUCUCUUCGACAAGUCAGGCACGAUGAAGAAGAGCAUGCAGGCACUGUUUGCCCGCGGCAUGACAGCAGACGACGGAUGCUACCACACGGCGUUUAUCAUGGAGUACCAAUGGAAGGUGCUCGAUCCGCGACCAUACCCCGACGGUCAAAUGCUUCGCAUCAUCGACCUCAAGGGUAUCUCCAUGGACGCCAUGAGCAGCGAGGUUUUUGUAUUCGUCAAGAAGCUCGGGUUCAUCGUUGGCCACUACAACGCCGAGCGUAUCUACAAAGUCAUCAUUGUGAAUCCCCCCGCAUGGUUCAAUAUGAUCUGGAAGGUCGUGGCGCCUUUGAUCAAUCCCAAGACUCGCGACAAGACCAUUGUCGUCCGAGGCGCGGCCGAAAUCACCAAGGCACUGCUGGAGUUUAUCGAUAUCGAAAAUAUCCCGCAAGAAUACGGUGGCGCAUGCAUGUGCGAAGGCGGAGGUUGCACGACGCACUCGCCCGAAGAAAUCGAGCUGCGCAACUUUGUGACGAAACUCAACAAUCGAGACGUUGCAGGCGCGCAAGAAUUGCUGCAGCAUAUUCGAGAUCGCCCGCAUACGCUCUCGGCUGUUCGAGAAGACCACCCAGAGCAACUUUUGUAAUAGAGUUUGGCGUCGCACCA